GAUUGCCUUGAGUGAAGAGAUCCUAAGUAUAGAACGCAGCAGACAACAUGCCACGCCGUCGUCUUGGACCAUUACCACAAACCAAAACACCUAAAUGGGCUCUAGUUCUGUUCGACUGGGAUGGAUGUACAGCUGUCGUUGAAACAAAGCGGUUUGAUAAUCAGCAGAAUUUACAGACUGGCUGUCAGACGAAUUUGUCCUUUGAGGGGAGAAUACACCUGGUGGAGAUUCUCACUCUGACAGACUCCGAACCUCAAGUGUACAACAGAGACAAGGAAUGGGGUAGAGGAGUCAGGGCACAUGCCAUCUCAGCCACGAGGGAUGCAAGAGAGAUGUGUCGAAAAGAAAAGUAUGGUGGCUUUCUGGAUAUCAAGGAGGAUAGCGAGAGUGAAGAGGAUGAAGCUGAGAUUUUUGUAAGGAAGACAAAACAGCCAAAGAAGCAGCCUAGAGUGGUACUUUCAAGGUUGUCGACACCAGUUCCAACAAAAGACAAAGGAACCACUGUUCAAGAGGUAAUCUUGUCUACUUAG
Messenger RNA from Saccostrea cuccullata (small rock oyster), 530 nucleotides. RefSeq lists its product as uncharacterized. The transcript is spliced from 5 exons. The record is from RefSeq and is a predicted model, not a curated record. NCBI's taxonomy places the organism in Eukaryota, Metazoa, Mollusca, Bivalvia, Ostreida, Ostreidae. Bases 48 to 530 code for a protein of 160 amino acids.